GUUUGAUGUCUCAGUUUCCUCAACUUCUCCCUGUUGCAAGGGGAGGGAUCCCUGGGAUUUUGGGGUGCACCCCCCAGCCCUGGGGAUCUGUGAGGGCUGUGGGUGGUGGGGGCUUCCUCCAGCCCCCAGCUGGAGGGGAUUGGGGAGAAUCCCCUUGGGAUGACUGUUGAAGUGGCUGGUUUCCUCCCCAGCUGUGGAUCUGGGGGGAAAAGCUGGAAAUUUGGCUGCAGGGAGGGCUUGUCCCCCUGGCAGAGCAGGAACAGGGUGUGGGGAGAGGGACAGGAACCCACCAGGAAUGGGGGGGGAACCCUCUCCCUGUGCUCCCCAGUGCUGGCACACCCCCUGCCCUGCAGCAGCACAUGGACUGAGGUUAAAAAAGCCAAUUUUGGGUGUUUUGCAUUAUCUUUGAGUGUGACCCUCAGACCAGGGACCCCCAAUACCAUGAAGAAGCAGAUGGGGGGAGGGGAGGGGACACAAGCUUUAUUUUGAACCUGUGAACCCCUGGCAUGGGAAUAGGGGUGGGGAGGAGCUUGGCUGCAGCCAAUCCUGAGGGAUUUGCAGCCUGGGAUGCUCCCUGACCCUCCCUCCCCACAGGGCCCCGGUGAGGAUGAGCAAUGGGGAGGCUGGGGGAGACCCCCACACCCGCACCCAGACCUGGAAGAGGGAGAGCAUCUGCCGAGGUGAGCGGUUUUCCUUCCCGGAGGUGGAGGACGACGUGAUCUACGACGACGUUCCCUGCGAAAGCCUGGAUGCCGAGCAGGAUGGAGCAGGGAGGGAGAGGAGCCUGAUCUAUGAGGAGGUGCAGCGAGGAGAGGGGUCCCGGAUCAGCGAGGAUUUGGGCUGGAGCUCCAGUGAGUUCGAGAGUUACAGCGAGGACUCUGCAGAGGAAAGCAAAGCCGGGGCCGAGCCCACCAAACACCGAGCGUCCUUCCAGCCCAAGCUUUCUCCAGACCUGAAUAGACUAAAGGAGAGAUACGCCAGGACUAAGAGGGACAUCCUGGCUUUAAGAGUUGGGGGGAAGGACAUGCAGGAGCUGAAGCAGAAGUACGAUUGGAAGAUGACCCAGCUGAUGAAAGCGGCCAAAAGUGGCACCAAGGAUGGUUUGGAGAAGACCAAGAUCGCGGUGAUGAGGAAGGUGACGUUCCUGCACCGGAAAGAAACACCAGGGGAUGGGGAGCGGAGGAGGAGGGCGGAGGAGGCGGGAAAGCCGCCGCCUUCCCGCCGGAGCUCGAGGGUGUCCCUGGAGCAGCACGGGGGAGGGGACUCAGAGGAGGAGGACACGGGGUUCCUGGAGGUCACGGUGUCGGACAUGAAGCACCCGCCGCCGGAGCUGGGCCCCAUGCCCGAGGGGCUGAGCCCUCAGCAGGUGGUGCGGCGGCACAUCCUGGGCUCCAUCGUGCAGAGCGAGCGGAGCUACGUGGAGUCCCUGAAGCGCAUCCUGCAGGAUUACAGGAACCCGCUGCUGGAGAUGGAGCCCAAGGUGCUGAGCGCCAGGAAGUGCCAGGUGGUGUUUUUCCGGCUGAAGGAGAUCCUGCAGUGCCACUCCAUGUUCCAGAUCGCCCUCGCCUCCCGCGUGGCCGAGUGGGACUCGGCCGAGAAGAUCGGGGACCUCUUCGUGGCCUCGUUCUCCAAGUCCAUGGUGCUGGAUGUCUACAGUGACUACGUCAACAACUUCACCACGGCCAUGUCCCUCAUCAAGAAGGCCUGUCUCACCAAACCCGCCUUUCUCGACUUCCUCAAGAAGAGGCAGAUGGCGAGUGCCGACCGGGUCACGCUCUACGGGCUGAUGGUGAAGCCCAUCCAGAGGUUCCCUCAGUUCAUCCUUCUGCUGCAGGACAUGCUGAAGAACACCCCCAAGGGCCACGCAGACCGCCUGUCCCUGCAGCUGGCCCUCACCGAGCUGGAGACGCUGGCGGAGAAGCUCAACGAGCAGAAGCGCUUGGCCGACCAGGUGGCCGAAAUCCAACAGCUCAGCAAGAGCAUCAGCGACAGGAGCAGCCUCAACAAGCUGCUGAGCUCGGGGCAGAGGCAGCUCCUGCUCUGCGAGACGCUGACGGAGACGGUGUACGGGGACCGGGGGCAGCUCAUCAAGUCCAAGGAGAGGAAAGUUUUCCUGCUCAAUGACAUGUUGGUCUGUGCCAACAUCAACUUCAAAGGCCAACUGGAAAUCAGCAGCCUGGUGCCCCUGGGGCCCAAAUACGUGUUGAAGUGGAGCACGGCCCUCCCGCAGGUGCAGGUGGUGGAGGUGGGGCAGGAGAGCGGCGCCUACGACAAGGACAACGUCGUCAUCCACAACGCCGGGGCCAAGAGACACGCGCCCGCCGGGCAGGCCUCGCACAAUAAAGUUUACCUGGGGCCACCACGGCUCUUCCAGGAGCUGCAGGACCUGCAGAAGGACCUGGCGGUGGUGGAGCAGAUCACCCUUCUCAUCAGCACCUUGCACGGCACCUACCAGAACCUGAACAUGACAGUGGCCCAGGACUGGUGCCUGGCCCUGCAGAGGAUGAUGAAGGUGAAGGAGGAGGAGAUCCACUCUGCCAACAAGUGCCGCCUCCGGCUCCUGCUCCCCGGGAAGCCGGACAAGUCCGGCCGCCCCAUCAGCGUCAUGGUUGUGUUCAUCACUCCCAGCCCCCUGAGCAAGAUCUCCUGGGUGAACCGCCUGCACCUGGCCAAGAUAGGCCUGAGGGAGGAGAACCAGCCGGGCUGGCUCUGUCCCGACGAAGACAAGAAGAGCAAAGCCCCUUUCUGGUGCCCCAUCCUCUCGUGCCACAUGCCAGCCUUCUCCUCCAAAGCCCUUGAUCUGCAGCUCGGAGCUGCAGUUCACAACCCCGUGCAGUCCUCCCUGCUGGGCUUCUCCGCCGUCAGCACGUCGCUGCCGCAGGGCUACCUCUGGGUGGGGGGCGGCCAGGAGGGCGCGGGGGGGCAGGUGGAGAUCUUCUCCCUGAACCGCGCCGUGCCGCGCACCGUCAAGUCCUUCCCGGUGGCCUCGCCGGUGCUGUGCAUGGAAUACAUCCCAGAGCCAGAGGAAGGGGAUCCCCCGGGCUGCCAGGAGCCCCGAGCCAGCGAGCAGCCCCCCUCAGCCCCUCACCCCACCGUGUGCCUGGGGCUGCAGGACGGCAGCAUCCUGGUCUAUGGAAGCGUGGACACGGGAACGCCGUGCCUGCUGAGCUGCAAAAGCCCGGGAAUGCAGCCCAUCCUGUGCCUGAGGCACAGCCCCGAGUUCCUGUUUGCCGGCCUGCAGGACGGCACCGUGGCCGCCUAUCCCCGGAGCAACGGGGGGCUGUGGGAGCCGGCAGUGCCGCCCACCCGCCUGGCCGUGGGCAGCGGCCCCGUGCGAGCCCUGCUCACCCUGGAGGACACCCUGUGGGCCAGCUGUGCCAACCAGGUCACUGUGCUCGAGACCACCACCCUCCGUGCCCAGCAAACGUUCGAGGCGCACCCUGAGGCCGAGGCCAGCGUGACCCACAUGGUGAAGGCGGGCAGUGGGGUCUGGAUGGCCUUUUCCUCGGGCUCCUCCAUCCGCCUCUUCCACACCGAGACCCUGGAGCACCUGCAGGAGAUCAACAUCGCCACCAGGACCACCUUUGUGCUGCCAGGUCAGAAGCAUGUGCGUGUCACCAGCCUGCUCAUCUGCCAGGGCUCGCUCUGGGUGGGCACCGACCAGGGCAUCAUCGUGUUGCUGCCCGUGCCCCGCCUGGAGGGGAUCCCCAAAAUCACCGGAAAGGGCAUGGUGUCCCUCAACGGCCACGCGGGCCCCGUGGAGUUCCUGGCCGUGGCUCUGAGCACUUUGGCCCCCGACGUCCUCAAGGGCGACCGGGAGGAGGAGGAGGAGGCGGCGGAGGAGGAGAAAGCCCCGGAGCUGGACGGGCCUCCCCCUCGGGAGCUGAGGAAGAAAGGGAUCCUGCUGCAGUACCGCCUGCGCUCCACGUCCCACCUGCCGGGCCAGCUGCUGUCCGUGCGGGACGCGCCGCCCGGAGCGCCCGCGCACACCGAGGAGGACGGCUCCAUCUACGAGAUGGCCGACGAUCCCGACGUGUGGGUGAGGAGCCGGCCCUGCGCCCGGGACACGCCCAGGAAGGAGAUCUCCUCGGUGGCCAUCGUGUCCGGGGGCCGCGGCUACCGCAACUUCGGCGGGGACGGCCCGCGCCGGGGGGACAGCGACAGCGCCCUGCUCAUCUGGCAGGUCCCGCUGAUGCUCUAGCGUUCCCGGGAUUCCUCACUCACCGCUGGUGCUGCAGCGUUCCCGGGAUUCCUCACUCACCCACUGAUGCUGCAGCGUUCCCGGGAUUGCAGCCCUCCCUGCUCAGCUGGCAGAUCCUUCUGCUGCUGCAGUGUUCCCGGGAUUCCUCACUCACCCACUGAUGCUGCAGUGUUCCCGGGAUUCUCUCCCCACCCUGCUCAUCUGGCAGAUCCCGGGGUUCCCCCUCAUCCUGCUCCCCUGGCAGAUCCCGCUGAUGCUGUGGCAUUCCCGAGAUUCCCGGCCAACCCUGCUCAUCUGGCAGAUUUGGGAUGCCCCCCCCAUCCUUCUCCUCUGGCAGAUCCCACCGAUGCUGCAGCAUUCCCAGGAUUCUCUCCCCACCCUUCUCCUCUGGCAGAUCCCGGGAUUCUCCCCCACAGCUGCUCCUCUGGCAGCUCCCGUUGCUGCUGCAGCAUUCCCGGGAUUCCCCACCAACCCGGCACCUACCUCAAGCCACCCAAGAGCUGCCGGGGGUGGCCCUGCCCUGGGUGCAUCACCCGUUAUUUUUAUAAGGAGGAAAAAAACUGAAGAAACAGGGAGUUUCUUCCCUCAAAAACCAGCUGUUUGCAUGGAAAAUGGGAAUUGUGGGGGCGGGAGCGGCGCCCUCCCUGCGGGCUGUGGGGGGACCGCUCCGGGCCCGAGGUGUCCGUGUGUCUGCGUGUGAAUAUCUCUCUAUAAAUUUAUAUAUAUAUAUAUAAAUAUGUUGUAUAUUAUGAGCUGUAAAAAGCAGGAGUCUGUAUAUAUUGGGACACUGGGAGCAGCAGGAAUGGGGGUGGGAGCUCCCAGCGGGUUUGGCCUGGAAUAACCACUUCUUUCUGACUGUGACUUGAGGAUCUUUGGUACGAAACCCCCUGGUUUUGGGAGCUGAGGACGCCUUGGCUUCCAAGGGAAGGACGUGGGGGGAGUGUGGAAAUAAAGCCCAUAGGAACUGGC
Myiozetetes cayanensis is the source of this 5170-nucleotide messenger RNA. RefSeq names its product Rho guanine nucleotide exchange factor 10 like (gene ARHGEF10L). Gene Ontology annotation, cellular component: cytosol. Lineage: Eukaryota; Metazoa; Chordata; Aves; Passeriformes; Tyrannidae. The transcript is spliced from 25 exons. Gene Ontology annotation, molecular function: protein binding; guanyl-nucleotide exchange factor activity. The coding region runs from base 608 to 4201 and encodes 1197 amino acids. The record is from RefSeq and is a predicted model, not a curated record. Gene Ontology annotation, biological process: SREBP signaling pathway; actin cytoskeleton organization; positive regulation of stress fiber assembly.